AUGGAUUUCUCUACCAAUGGCGAACCCAAGUUCGACCCAUCCUCUAGGCCUGGGCCUCUCGGCUCAAACUCCACAACGAAGGGCGAAUCGCAACCAGAAGAUGAGAUGAAAUACCCGUCAGGGGCCGCUCUUACCGUUAUUAUGAUUGGCUUGGUUGCCGCUAUCUUCCUCAUCUCGCUUGAUACUACUAUCGUCUCGACUGCCAUUCCUCGUAUAACCGAUGAGUUCCAUACAGUGGCAGAUAUGGGAUGGUAUGGAUCCGCCUUCUUCCUCACGCUCGCAUCCUUCCAGGGAUCCUGGGGUAAAGUCUAUCGCUACUUUCCGCUCAAGACGAGCUAUAUUGCGUCAAUCUUUAUCUUCGAGGUCGGAUCUCUUAUUUGUGCUGUUGCUCAGAAUUCCGUGACUCUUAUCGUUGGCCGGGCUAUUGCCGGUCUGGGUGCCGCAGGUAUCUCGUCCGGCUCGUAUACCAUCUUAGCAUUCACUGCAAGACCCGAAAAGCGAGCUGCGAUGACAGGUAUCAUUGGGGCUAGCUUUGCUAUCGCCAGUGUAGCCGGUCCCCUUAUUGGUGGCGCGUUCACAGAACACAGUACCUGGCGCUGGUGCUUCUGGGUCAAUCUACCCAUUGGUGGUGUUGCAGCCGGGCUGAUUGUUCUAUUCUUCCAUUCUCCGCCACAGGCACAGGCAAAGAACACGACUUGGAAAGAAAUCGUCCUGCAGAUGGACCUCUCCGGCAUCACUCUCCUCCUCGGUGCAAUCUGCUGCUACCUUCUUGCGCUCCAAUGGGGUGGGGCAUCUUAUCCCUGGAGCAACUCCAAGGUGAUCGGGACAUUAGUCGGUUUUGUCAUGCUUAUUGUGCUUUUCGUCGUCAACGAAGCAUUCCUCAAGGAUAAAGCCAUGAUCCCGCCGCGGCUGAUGAAGCAACGCACCAUUCUUUUCUGUUCAAUGUUCACCUUCUUUCUCUCCGGUUCUUUCUAUCUGCUGCUCUACUAUCUUCCAAACUACUUCCAGUCCGUGAAAAAUGCCUCUGCUGCAAGCUCGGGAGUGCGCACUCUCCCCCUGGUGCUUGGGAAUGGUCUGUUUGCUGUGGCCUCUGGCGCUCUUCUCGGCGUGAUAGGGUACUACCUGCCCCUUCUCACAGUGGGAUCCGUCAUGAUCACCAUCGCCAGCGGUCUCCUUUACACUCUUGACCUCCACUCCAACUCGGGCGCGUGGAUCGGAUACCAAGCCCUCGCAGGUAUUGGCGUCGGACUCUGCAUUCAGGUUCCCAUCAUGGCAGGACAAGCUGUCGUUGAAGUCCAAGACCUAUCUAUCAUCUCAGCAGGCGUACUAUUAUUCCAAUGCAUGGGCGGUGCUAUGUGUGUGCAGGCUGCCCAGGCUGUUUUCAGCAACACGCUUCUCAAAGAAGUCCUCAAGCGUGCACCAGAUCUGAGUCCUGCUCUGAUUAUCCAAACUGGCGCAACGGAGCUGAGAGAUGUGUUCGCGGGUGAGCAGGUUACUAUUAUAUUGAAUGGCUAUGUGGUUGCUCUGCAGGACUGUUUUCUUUUGUCGACUGUGCUCGCGGCUAUUGCGGCUUUGAUCUCAGUUAACUCAGGGUGGAACAACUUGAACAAGAAGAAGAAGGAGACUGAUGCGAGCUCACAGGGAAAUCCUUAG
Molecule: messenger RNA, 1653 nt
Organism: Penicillium daleae
Lineage: Eukaryota; Fungi; Ascomycota; Eurotiomycetes; Eurotiales; Aspergillaceae
Gene: gliA
Product: MFS-type gliotoxin efflux transporter gliA
Exons: 1
Coding region: 1-1653 (550 amino acids)
Biological process (GO): transmembrane transport
Molecular function (GO): transmembrane transporter activity
Source: RefSeq, a predicted model, not a curated record